UUGCUCUCAGCGGGAUUGACCAAUCUGCUUCUCUCAAACUAGAAAUUAACCGACACAUUUAUCUCACACAGUGGACGCGCUCUUCUCUCAUUACCUGUGAAUUUAUUGAUUUUCUAAAAGAUUUGCUAAAAUGUUUUACUACCCGACAGUUUUAAAGCGUCACUCAGGAUGUUUCUCUACAAUCUGGCUAGUUGCUACAAAAGGCAUCAGAGUCCCUCGCCGGGAUUUCCUAAAAGUCAACGUCACAAGCACCUGCGAUGACAUCAUGAACUACGUGCUGGAGCGUGUCCCGCCACCUCGGCCUGGUCUGCCGCGACCUCGCUUCUCCCUCUACCUCUCCUCCCAGCUCCAGUAUGGCGUCAUCGUCGUCUACCACCGGCAGUGUGCCAUUCUCCUGGAGGAACUUCAGUCCAUCGUGGGCCGGCUGGUGAAACAGAAGACGUCCCAGAAAAUUGAUAUGGAUGACUCCAGCAGACAACCUCUGGACUUCCCUGAUGCCCUGUCUCUCUUGGAGGAGACAGAAGGAGCCCCAGACCCCUUAUUUGGAGUGAUGUUCAUGCCAGAUGCCACAUCCAGUCCCAAUACACUGAUAAAGAUGGGUCAGGAUUACCUGAGAGAAACCUCUCCUGAGCAUCCUGGACUGGCCAGUCCAGCUGCAGCUGCACUAGAAAUUGGCAUAACGGCAUCUCCAGACACCAUCACUCUGAGAGACACGGAGCCUGUCGCUAUCCCCGUUGCAGAGUUUGAGGGCGAGGAGCUUGCCGAUGAGCAUCCAGAUACUAUUGACUUCCUCUUGGACCAAACCGAUCACUUUCCAGAAGGAGAUUUGGAGAUACUGAGAGAAGGAGGAGAGGGUGACCUGGAGAAAGAGAGAACAAAAGAGCUUACAGGAUCCACUAUUGAAUUACAGCCCACCACUCUCUCCAGUGAAGACGCAAUGUUGUUGCCUCAGGAAGAGCCGGGCCUGUCCGUGGAGGAGCCUGGACCCCCCACAGACCAGCUCACCCCCGUCUCUGUGCCCGCCAUCCCCUACCCACCGCCUGCAGCAAAGGAACGUGAAAGACCAACGCUGGAGUUAGAGGAUUUGCCUUCCCCAGAGGUGAAGACGAGGAAGAGGAGGAAGAGGCAGCUGAUCUUCUUUGACCCGGAGACACAACUCUCCCAGGAGGUGCUGCAACAGUGGAUUGACAACCCUCUGACUGAGACCAGACGGCCACUUCUCCCAACGCCUUCUUCUCACAGGAUGCUCCCUGCUGCUGAGCUCCUCAACAACCCCUGCACCCUCUUGCCCAAAGAUGUGCAGUUUCUAUGGAGACGGGCUGCGACCAUCACAGCUAUCUCAGGCCCGGACCUGCAGUUCGGACAAAGAGGGACCGAGUCUUCCGACUCUGAAAAGGAAAGACAGCGCGAGAUGAUUGAGGCGACUGAAAGAGAGGAGGCGAGACGUGAGCUCAGCCCCAAGGAGGUCCCCAGAGAUUUGGCAGAAUCAGAGGCGUUUGAUAUUUCAGGCCAAGGAUCACUGCCACUGGAGGGAUCCUAUCUGAAAGAGGUGCCUCGAGAGAUCUCCCCCAUGUACACCCCUGAGAGAGAAGGGUCCACUGUCUCCAGGUCUGUUUCUGUGCUGCAGGACAUCCCAGAGGUGGUUGACGAGUUUCUGGAGUCUCCUGGGCUGCUGCCGGAGUUGCCCAGACAUGAAGCGGCACCUGUGCUUUUUCAUUCUCUCCUACCGCCCGAGGUCGACCGCAGAACUGUCAGCAACACUUUUCAGAGGCUCCUGGGUGAGGCAUCAGUUUCAGUUAUCAGCAUAUCAUCCCAUCAGCCCAAGAAACUUUAUCGGCCAGGAAGGUGCAUGCGGAGCAGGCCGAGCCUUUUGGUGACAUAUUGAUAUUACCUGUACCCGAGUAUGAAGAGGAGCAUAUGUCUUUGUGACGCAUACACGAUCACACAUGACAAGUCCCCCCUGAGCCUCCAAAACAAACGUUGUUCAGUCUGAUAGAAGAUUAUUUGUCUGUUUCUUACAUUUCCUGUGUUCACUCUCUCAGGAAGAAGAAGAUCUGGAUUUAAGCAGUAUAAAAGUCAUAAAAGUAUGAUGUUUUGUUAGCGAUCAAUUCAUGAGAUUUGUUAUUGGUGUGGCUUGUUGACAUGUUUAAAAUUAUUGAAGUUGUUACCUGCUGUUUAUAUAGAAUUCCAAAAGUAUCAGAAAGCAAGUUUUAAAGUAUUGGUCCCUUUUGCUACGGUGGCCAAUAAGUUGAAUCAACUCCAUGAGAUUUCAGAUAAAUAUUUUAACUGUUUAUAUAUAUAUAUAUAUUGUAAGACCUGCAUGGUAUUCUGCACUGAAAAGAAACAUCCACCUGUCUGUUCAGGUAAUGUGUC
Molecule: messenger RNA, 2373 nt
Organism: Micropterus dolomieu (smallmouth bass)
Lineage: Eukaryota; Metazoa; Chordata; Actinopteri; Centrarchiformes; Centrarchidae
Product: meiotic recombination protein REC8 homolog
Exons: 17
Coding region: 131-1885 (584 amino acids)
Biological process (GO): replication-born double-strand break repair via sister chromatid exchange; mitotic sister chromatid cohesion; synaptonemal complex assembly
Cellular component (GO): cohesin complex; synaptonemal complex
Molecular function (GO): protein binding; chromatin binding
Source: RefSeq, a predicted model, not a curated record